This is a messenger RNA of Cannabis sativa, 2928 nucleotides long. RefSeq lists its product as uncharacterized. The coding region runs from base 743 to 2779 and encodes 678 amino acids. The record is from RefSeq and is a predicted model, not a curated record. NCBI's taxonomy places the organism in Eukaryota, Viridiplantae, Streptophyta, Magnoliopsida, Rosales, Cannabaceae. The transcript has 2 exons.
CAUUAUUAAUUAUGACAAACUUAUUCUAAUAUGUCUUUAAAAUCAAGUUAAGAAUUUUCUUGUUCUAAGUUUUGCUUUUAUUCUUUUUGUGUUUAUUUUAUUGUAAGUUCAAUUCUUUUCGUGCUUUCAAGUUUAACUAAUUUUUUUUUACUCUCUUAUUGCCUAUAAAUCAAAACCAAUAACUUCUCAUUUUGUGCAUCAUUAAUUUUCUCAAUUUUAUUUUAUGAACAAAUCUCAAAUCUCAUAUUUUUCUCUAAUUAUUACACUUUUGCAGAGUGAUUUCUCAUAUUAGUGAAGGUUUUUUCAUGAUUAAUUUCUUUUUCUAAUUAUUCUCUUCUAGUAUUGUCUUUAUAAUUUCUUUUUUUUUACAUUUAUAGAAAUUAAUAAUUUUAUGAUCAUAUAACUUGAUUAGAGUGCAAACUAAUUAGUUGAAAGUAUUUUGACAAUAUAAUGGUUCUUUUUUUUUUCGUAUUUUUUGUACUUAAUAUGUUAUGCUAUUUUUAUUUUUAUAUAAUUAUAACAAAUAAUAUUACAUAAAGGAAAUUAGAAUUAUAUCUAGCUAUUUAGGCACACAUAGGGAUUCUACUUAGAAAACAAAAUCAUUUUUUUUUAAUUAUUACACACUUACACAUGAAUGUUUAUUAUUUAAUAUUUUUUCAUUGAUUCAUUAAUUUACUUAUGUAUUUUGGCAGGUGUAUACUUGGAAUAUUAAUUGAUAAAAAAGGCAUAGAAAAAUCAAUCAAUGGAACUCCAACACUUUGCUCAUGAGCAUCCUUUCAUCCUAAAAGAAGAAGAUCCUACAUCUCUAAAUCAAACUCUUCGAUGUAAAAUAUGUUGUCUUCCUAAUUUCACAGCUCCAUUUUACGCUUGCGAUUUGUGCCAACAUUACGUUCACAAAUCGUGUGCAGAGUUGCCGCAAUAUUUGUUUCAUCACCCUAAACACCCUUUCCACACUCUUAUGGUGUCUUUCGGUCAAAAUUAUUAUAAGUGCAACUCAUGUGAAAGUUACUAUACUAAUUCUCCCACUUUCACAUGUUUCCAAUGUGAUUUUCACUUAGACGUAAAAUGUGCUAUCAUAGCCCCCAUAACAAUCGAAAAAGUAGUACUUGACCUUGACGAUCAAACUACUACUACGAUUAUUCAACAUUCUACUCAUCUACAUCCAUUGGUUCGUAUCCCACUAGACAUUGUUGAUGAAAUUAUUUUUUGUUUUGGUUGUCAGUCACUAAUUAGUGAUGGUAGUCCAGUUUAUACUUGCAACGAAACUUGUUGGUAUUUCCUUCACGAGUCAUGUGCAGAAUUUCCAACAAAAAUUCAAUAUCCUUUCCAUUUGAACCAUGGUCUUCUUACUCUUCACGUACAAUAUUUCAACUGGCUCAAUGAUAAAUGCAACUUAUGUAACAAAAGCUACACAACAAUCUUCAUUUUCAAAUGUAAUGAGUGUAGCUUUCAGUUAUGUUUGAAAUGCGUUGCAACUAAAAUAGAUGCGAAAGGGUCUAUCAAGUAUAGAUAUCAUGAACACCUUCUUUGUUUUGCUUCAGAAGGUGACAUUCUUGUUGAUGAUCAGUGUAGUAGUUAUGAUUCUUAUUGCAAGCAAUCAACUGCUAUACUUGACACUAAAGAAUUUUGUAAAACCUCUCCUUAUGCAUUUUAUUGUUUGGAAUGCAACUUCAAAUCACACUUGUUGUGCGGGCCACUACCGUUUAUAAUUAAGUAUGAGUAUCACAUUCAUUCUCUGUUUCUUCUAGAGUGUUUAACCACUGAAGAAGGUGUAGAAGAUUAUUAUUGUGAUGUCUGUGAAAUGGAAAGAGAUCCACGAAUACGUGUGUACUAUUGUGCAUCAUGUAAAUAUGCUGCACAUGUACAUUGUCUUAUUCAAGAGGUUAUAAAUAUAUUUAAAGGAGGUCGAAAGCUUUUCAGAAUUAUGGGAGAAGAUCUUUGGUCUUUGGAAUGGGAUACACCUACAUCAAUGGAAGAAGAUGAAGCCAAGUCUCCCUCAAUAUUGAUUGAUAUCAUGAAUGCUCUUCCUCAAUCAGACAAAGAUUAUUUAAAGAAAUUUUAUGUAUGGGAUGAUUCGUGGUCGAAAAUCAAAGGACAACCCGAAAAACAUAAGCACAGUCACAAUACUAUUCAGUCUAAUCUUGAAGAUGAAGAUGUUAAUUGGAUUUUGGAACUUUCUUCUUUAGAAUACAAUUUAGAUCAUUUUGUAAAAACAAUUGUUGUGCCCCGGUUUUCUAAAGAAACAAGAGAAUUGAAAGCCGAAGAUUUGGGUUUAAAGCUUGUGACCGUGGAAGGUUAUAAAAUACCUCAUAUUGUGGCAUCGGUUUUCAAAAGAUUACUAAGUGUGCAUGGCGACAUUAGUUUGAAUUGUGAUAAGAUGUUAUCAAAAGAAGGGAAAAGUGUCCUCUAUUUCAUCUUGUGUCGGAUUUUGAAAAAAAUGGGCACCACCAAAAUUGCUGACAUCACCAUAGAUCUUAUGACGGAGUGGUUUUACAACAUAGAAAUAGUAAAAGAUGUCGGCUUCGAAGUUGAUUUUGUAGUUUUCUAUCUACUCAGUAGAAUUGUACCGGCUUUCUUUGGUACUCAAGCAAAAAGACUUGAACAUGAAAUUCCCGCAAUGAUAAAUAAACGGAUGGAAAAGCUACAACAUGAGAUGAUAAAGCUAAAGUCUCAAUUAGAGAUAUGUAAGGAUUUUCCUCCAAAAUCGGAGUUCAUGAAAGAGUGUUUGGCCUUUGCUUGUCAAAAGAAGUGGAGUAGUUCAUGUGAAGGAUUGCUUUAGGGCAUAACCUUGUUGUUCUUGGUUAUAUUUGUGUAAUUUGUAUUGUUGUGUGAAUUUAAGGUUUGGAAAUUCUUCUAAUUGGAAUAUUUGCUAUUUGUAAACAAGAAUAUUGUAUAUAUUUUAAUUAUUGUAUGGUAUGCAUGGGUAUA